AUGGGAGAAGUUCCUCAAGAUGUUGUGGAAGAAAUACGAGAACUUUCAGAGAGCGUGCCGGGCUUGAAAUCGCGAUACAAACUUUUGGACAAGAUCGGCGAAGGAACGUUUUCUUCGGUGUAUAAGGCAGAAGACUUGACGGGCAAAGUUGUCAAGCGAUUUUCACGUCAUUUUUGGGACCUUUCGAGUCGGCAGGACAAACGUUAUGUUGCUUUGAAAUGGAUUUACGUUACCUCAUCGCCUACCAGGAUCUACAACGAAUUGAAUCUUUUAUACAGAUUGUGUGGAUCCACACGAGUGGCACCGCUGUGUGAUGCACUGCGACACCAGGAUCAAGUAGUUGCAGUUCUGCCAUGGUAUCGACACGAAGAAUUUCGAAAUUUCUAUCGCGAUUUACCGAUAAAAGGCAUCAAAAAAUACAUGUCAGAGCUCUUACAAGCUUUGGGUUACGUGCAUUCCAAGGGCAUCAUUCACCGUGACAUAAAACCUACAAACUUCCUGUACAAUCCCCAGAUAGGGUGUGGCGUUUUGGUAGAUUUUGGGCUUGCAGAGAUGGAAAACGACAAUACACGCGACACACGAAACGCCAAAGAUUUGCGAUCACUGGAAAACUACUGCCCUUGUAACGCGAAUGAAUCUCAUGGCACUACAGGGUCACAGUCUGCAUUUUCCAAGAACAAAUAUCCAGUCGUUACACCCAAUGCUACCCCCACGUUAGUGGAUUUAACCAAAGGAUAUCCCAAAUACGAAACACGCCGUAACAAACGUGCUAAUCGAGCUGGUACUCGAGGGUUUCGUGCACCGGAAGUAUUGAUGAAGUGCCCUAAUCAGUCCACCAAGAUAGACAUCUGGUCGGUGGGUGUUAUACUAUUGAGCUUCCUUGGAAGGCGGUUCCCCAUGUUCCAGAGUCUCGACGACACAGAUUCUUUGCUUGAGCUGUGUUGUAUCUUUGGAACCAACAAAAUGAAGAAAUGUGCUGCGCUGCACGGGUUAGGUUUCAAUGUUAGUGGGCUCGAAGGCAUAAGUGAAGAAGGCUACAAGGGUGGUCUCGCAGAUUUUAUUCAAGAGCUGCUACGAGCGGAAGUGGAAGCGGGGACAUUUCCCAGCUAUUCUGUUGCAUUUGAAACGUACGAGUACUUGGACAGCAGAUCCUCGGGCGAUAGUAUUGCUCCCUCACUUCGACGUCAAGGUCCAGAUUACAUGGCUGAUCAUGAAUUGAAAAAAUACCAUGAUGAAGUCUGGAGUGAUCACUAUUGGUGUUUGGAGGUUCUGGAUCAGUGUCUGACACUCGAUCCUCAUAAGAGAAGUACUGCUGACGAGCUGCUUUCAUCCACUUUUUUCAAUGAGCUUGUUGACUCGGACGUCACGGAAGAGAAUGAAGAUGAAGACGAUAUUCUUGUAAUCGAAAAAUAA
Molecule: messenger RNA, 1413 nt
Organism: Lachancea sp. 'fantastica'
Lineage: Eukaryota; Fungi; Ascomycota; Saccharomycetes; Saccharomycetales; Saccharomycetaceae
Source: the annotation of a GenBank genome assembly